CGUUGCAGCAGCUGGAGGAAGGGGAGGCCAUUUUCCGUUUCUAGGAAGAGUGAGGGGCAGGGCAGGGGGAAGAGGAAGGGGUGGAAAAGGGCUCGGCGCCUCCCCGCCGGGCCGUCCCCAGAAAGGCGUUUUCGGCAGGCGGGCGAGGUCGCCGAGGGCCCCAAGGAGAUGUUUUCCCUGUCCAGCACGGUGCAGCCCCAGGUUACAGUUCCUCUAAGCCAUCUCAUCAAUGCCUUUCACUCACCCAAAAACACAUCUGUUUCUAUCAGUACAUCCGUUUCUCAAAACCAGCAUCGCGAUGUAGCCCCUGAACAUGAGGCCUGCAGCAGUGAGUCUGUACUUAACUUAAGGGACCUAGGAUUAUCUGAAUUAAAAAUUGGGCAAAUUGAUCAACUGGUAGACAGUCUACUUCCUGGAUUUUGUAAAAGCAAAAAUGCCUCUUCCCAUUGGCAUACAUCACACGUCUCUGCACAAUCCUUCUUUGAAAAUAAAUAUGGUUACCUAGAUAUGUUUGGUACUCUUCGUUCCUCUUGCUUGUACAAACAGCACUCAAGAACUCUGAAAAGUAUCUGUUCAGAUCUUCAGUACUGGCCAGUUUUCAUACAGUCCCGGGGCUUUAAAACUUUGAAAUCCAGGACGCGACGCCUGCAGUCCACCUCUGAAAGACUAGCAGAAGCCCAGCACAUAACUCCAUCUUUUGUCAAGGGAUUUCUCUUAAGGGACAGAGGAUCAGAUGUUGAAAAUUUGGACAAACUUAUGAAAACCAAAAAUAUACCUGAAGCUCAUCAAGAUGCAUUUAAAACUGGUUUUGCAGAGGGUUUUCUGAAAGCUCAAGCACUAACACAAAAAACCAAUGACUCUCUAAGGCGGACUCGGAUGAUUCUUUUUGUUCUGCUUCUACUUGGCAUAUAUGGACUCCUAAAAAACCCAUUUUUAUCUGUUCGAUUCCGGACAACAACGGGGUUGGAUUCUGCAGUUGAUCCUGUCCAGAUGAAAAAUGUCACCUUCGAACAUGUUAAAGGAGUGGAGGAAGCCAAACAAGAAUUACAGGAAGUUGUUGAAUUCUUGAAAAAUCCACAAAAAUUUACUGUACUUGGAGGUAAACUCCCAAAAGGAAUUCUUUUAGUUGGACCACCAGGGACUGGAAAGACACUUCUGGCUAGAGCUGUGGCUGGAGAAGCUGAUGUUCCUUUUUAUUAUGCAUCUGGGUCAGAAUUUGAUGAGAUGUUUGUGGGUGUGGGAGCCAGCCGUAUAAGAAAUCUUUUUAGGGAAGCAAAAGCAAAUGCUCCUUGUGUUAUAUUUAUUGAUGAAUUAGAUUCUGUUGGUGGGAAGCGAAUUGAAUCUCCAAUGCAUCCGUAUUCAAGGCAGACUAUAAAUCAACUUCUUGCUGAAAUGGAUGGUUUUAAACCCAAUGAAGGAGUAAUCAUCAUUGGAGCUACAAACUUUCCAGAGGCUUUAGAUAAUGCCUUAAUACGUCCUGGUCGUUUUGACAUGCAAGUUACUGUUCCAAGGCCCGAUGUGAAAGGUCGAACAGAAAUUUUGAAAUGGUAUCUCAAUAAAAUAAAGUAUGAUCAGUCUGUUGACCCAGAAAUCAUCGCUCGUGGUACGGUUGGCUUUUCCGGAGCAGAGUUGGAGAAUCUUGUGAACCAAGCAGCAUUGAAGGCAGCUGUUGAUGGGAAAGAAAUGGUUACCAUGAAGGAACUAGAAUUUUCCAAAGAUAAAAUUUUAAUGGGGCCUGAACGUAGAAGUGUGGAGAUUGAUAACAAAAACAAAACCAUUACUGCGUAUCAUGAGUCUGGUCAUGCCAUUAUUGCCUAUUACACUAAAGAUGCAAUGCCUAUCAACAAAGCCACAAUCAUGCCACGAGGGCCAACGCUCGGACAUGUUUCUCUGCUGCCUGAGAAUGACAGGUGGAAUGAAACGAGAGCUCAGCUUCUUGCCCAGAUGGAUGUCAGCAUGGGCGGGAGAGUGGCCGAGGAACUCAUAUUUGGAAGUGAUCAUAUUACCACAGGUGCUUCUAGUGAUUUUGAUAAUGCAACUAAAAUAGCAAAGCGGAUGGUUACCAAAUUUGGAAUGAGUGAAAAGCUUGGAGUUAUGACCUACAGUGAUACAGGAAAACUGAGCCCAGAAACUCAGUCUGCUAUUGAACAAGAAAUAAGGAUCCUUCUAAGGGAUUCAUAUGAAAGGGCGAAACAUAUCUUGAAGACUCAUGCAAAAGAGCACAAGAACCUAGCAGAAGCUUUAUUGACCUAUGAGACUUUGGAUGCCAAAGAAAUUCAAAUAGUUCUUGAGGGGAAGAAAUUGGAAGUGAGAUGAUAACUCUCCUGUGAUGGAUGUAUUGCUGGUUUUAUUGCAAGAAUAUAAGUAGCAUUGCAGUACUCUUUUGCAACGCUCCCCCCCCCCCCAUUUUUGACCGCUAUCACUCAAGCGUGAAACAUUGUCAAUCUUUAUCACAUUUAUCUAAUUUUGGUUAUUCUUAUGAUCACACCUAUUGCAAAAUAGUAACCUAUAGCAAAUAUGUUAAAGAAAAUAAAGAACUAUCAGGAUUGAAAACAUCUUGUUUGAGAAAUGUCCGUCAGUUAUUAAAUAGAAAAUCAGUAAAGAAUUUUAUGGUUGGUUACUCUAUUAGAUGCGAAUAAAAAUUGUGCCUUUAGUUUC
This is a messenger RNA of Sorex fumeus (smoky shrew), 2658 nucleotides long. RefSeq names its product YME1 like 1 ATPase (gene YME1L1). Bases 169 to 2316 code for a protein of 715 amino acids. The transcript has 19 exons. Gene Ontology annotation, molecular function: metalloendopeptidase activity; ATP binding; ATP hydrolysis activity. The record is from RefSeq and is a predicted model, not a curated record. NCBI's taxonomy places the organism in Eukaryota, Metazoa, Chordata, Mammalia, Eulipotyphla, Soricidae. Gene Ontology annotation, biological process: protein quality control for misfolded or incompletely synthesized proteins; mitochondrion organization. Gene Ontology annotation, cellular component: mitochondrial inner membrane.